This is a messenger RNA of Suillus paluster, 2113 nucleotides long. RefSeq lists its product as uncharacterized. The record is from RefSeq and is a predicted model, not a curated record. Gene Ontology annotation, molecular function: protein binding. Bases 333 to 1901 code for a protein of 522 amino acids. Lineage: Eukaryota; Fungi; Basidiomycota; Agaricomycetes; Boletales; Suillaceae. The transcript has a single exon.
UGUCCCCGGUGUCAUUCUUAUCCUCACGUCACGUAGCAGAAGGAAUGCACCCGAUGUAGAAUGGAUCACAAAGGAUAUUCCGCCAUUGGAUUCGAGCUCGGCUCAGGAGGCGUUCUUUCGAAUUUACCGCCCAGUCAACCGUAGCAAUGCGGAGGGAGAAAUCACAAACCUACUUGAGGAAUUGGAAUUUCACCCUCUUUCCAUCCAGAUACUCGCAAACGCUGCGCAGGAAAACGGCUGGUCUCCACCCAUGCUGCUGAAGAGAUGGAGCAAUCUGCACAGCGUAGUACUUGAUCACUGGCGAGGGAAAGUUGCAAAGCUUGUCAUACACUAUGCAUCUCUCACUCAGCUCGCCAUCAAUCCAGAAACUUGGAGAGGAUGCCCGUCGUGUUUUGGCUAUCAUCGCCUUCUUACCCCAGGGUCUCCACGACGACCUGGCUAGCGAUUUGUUGCCGUCGCUCCCGCAAGCCGAUACUAUAUGUGAUGUCCUAUGCAGGCAAUCUCUCGUUUAUCGUCAAGACAGCUUUAUCAAGAUGCUCGCGCCCAUUCGAUAUUAUGUGCAAGAUUCGUUGCCACCACCUGAUCCCAUUUCUUUGCAAGAGAUACGCGCCUUCUACUAUCACACUAUCGAGCAGUGUUCAAGACAACGCGAUAACUAUGCUGAUAUUGUUAUCUCGGAUCACCUCAACAUUGAGCAUGUGGUUUCUUUCGACCUCGCCCACAUCUCAGAUGGCACGGGAGACACUUAUAAUGCUUGCUCGCAGUUUUUGUGGUUCUUACAAUUACAUCUACCUCGCCCCACUACCCUUACCCCAGCUAUUUUCAACAUUGCAGAGAGCCCCUCCACGUGGACGCAGAAAGCAUGCUGCUUGUGGUAUCUCGGCACGCUUUACGGCCUGCUUUCUCAGCUCACAGAAAUGAUGAAGGCCUUCAAAGCUGCCGAGGCACUUUAUCUCACUGCCGGCGAGCACGAAAACGCGGCACACUGUGUUACGAGCUGUGCAGACAUAUACAGAACUCAAGGCCGCUUCAUUCAAUCCCAGCAGGUCUUGGAGGACUUCCAACGCUCCGACUCGUGGGAGCAUCUCAGCGAAUCAUCGAGAGCCGAAGCCUGGUAUAUCUUGGAUAAAGCCCGGAUGUACACAUUCACAGCGUCUGCGGACGAAUUAUUUGUGAAGUCCCUGGAAGAUCAUAACUGCGGUUUGCAGUCCAAGGUUUGGCACUGGGCUGCUAAAUUAUAUUAUGGAGGAGACAUUGUCCAGGCCAAGAUGCACUUAGAAAAUGUCCUUCUGCAAUGCACACAUCUCGAAGAUUGCAAAGCCGCGCGUCAUGUACUCGCAGAAGCUGCAUUGUUCGAAGGCAGGCUGUCCGAAGCAAUGGAUAACCUUCAGAAGAUCAUACAAGAGUCCGACUUGGAAGGACGAGAUCCAGAAUCUGUCCUUUGGUAUGGCACCUGGAAAGGUGUUGUUGCAAGCAAGCAGGGGAAUUAUGACCUUGCGAGAGAUUUCAUCCGCAAAGCCUCGGGACCAUUCAAAUUCUUCGAGCUGCACAAUGCACUUACAUUCCUCCGCAUUUCUUAUGACUCUGCACACAUCGAGCUCACCGCAGGCGAGUAUGACAUCGCCGAGUCUAAAUUCGCCGCCACGAUCGAAGGUUGCGAUAUGCAAGACCACCUGCUUUAUAAGGGGUUCAGCGUCCGUGGACUGGGGGAGAUUGCUUUUGCGCGUGGCAAUUUUGCUUUAGCUGCAGAACACUUCGCAAAAACACGGUCUUUGUGUGCCGAGAUGGGAUUACCUCCCAAAAAGUUUUACACUUGUUUCCCGUUUUCUGCUCUGCCGGAAAGAUUUGAAGGGUGGGCAUUGUUUUUGGAGGGGCAGUCACCAUUUACGAACAUUAUGUAAAUCAUGUACAAAAAGCCUCUCGAGGUUGUAUCUCGCACAAUUACUUAUGUUGUUUCAUUAGGAUUAUAUAUUCGUGAUAGAAGGCAGUGGAGUGGGCUAAACCUGACAGCGUGCCGGUGAAGAGCUACGCUACGAGAAGGUGGCCGACUACUAAGCUACGGUGCUAUGCGGCUGCUACUCCGCCCCUCGCCUGGGGGUCCCCACUCGAGACA